UGCGCCUGCGUAGGCUGCGGCAAAGCCUAGCUCUCUGAGGGUUGCGUUUAUUGCUGGCUGGUGUUUGUGUAGGAGGAUCAAUCCUCUCACCAGCUCUCACUUCUGAUCCGCGCAGCUCCUGGGUCUCUGGCUUCAGCUUUGUGCUGAGGCGCCGACACACCUACCAUCCUCUCUCCGACGGAUCGCUGACCUCCCCAUUCCUGUUCCUGUCUCCUGGAACCAUGUCUCUGGUAAGCCAGAAUGCGUGCCACCGCAACGCAGAGACCACUGUAGAUUACAGCGACUUCCAUGGUGAGAUGCAGGAUACUAAUGCCUCCGGGUCCCCCACCUCCAUGCUAGUUCCUGAUGCUCCCCAGGGCCUUCAGGCGCCAAUCGAUUCUCAGGGUGCUAGCGCUUCCCAGGCUGCGCAGGACCCGAACGACUUCGAGGUGCUGAUAGAUGAGCAGUCCCGACGUUUGGGGGCGCUCAGGGUCCACGACCCUCUAGAGGACAGGUCGAUUGCUUUGGUGAAUUUCAUGCGAAUGAAAAGCCAAAUCGAGGGGUCUAUUCAGCAGACAGAGAUGCUAGAGUUCCUCAGAGAAUACUCAGAUCAGUUUCCUGAGAUCCUCAGACGAGCCUCAGCCCAUCUGGACCAGGUCUUUGGGUUGAACCUGAGGGUUCUUGAUCCCCAGGCUGACACCUACAAACUAAUCAGCAAACGGGGUCUCCAGACCACUGAUCGGAUAGCAGAAUCCCUGGACAUGCCAAAGGCAGGUCUCCUGGCCUUGGUCCUAGGCCACAUUCUCCUGAAUGGUAACCGAGCAAGAGAGGCCUCCAUUUGGGAUCUGUUGCUAAAGGUUGAUGUGUUAGAUGAGCCCCAGAGGAUCAACAUCCCCUUUGGCAGCACAAGGAACCUCCUAACUACUGACUUUUUGCAUAUGCGGUUCUUGGAGUACUGGCCAGUGUAUGGCACUAAUCCCCUCGAAUUUGAGUUCUUGUGGGGCUCUAGAGCCCACAAGGAAAUCACAAAGAUGGAAGCCCUGAAGUUUGUGGCAGAGGCCCAUGAUGAAGAACCCUGGAGCUGGCCAGAAGAAUAUAAUAAAGCCCUGGAAGCUGACAAGGCCAAAGAAAGAAGCCAGGCUGCUGGCUUGGAGUUCUGGUCAGAGGACACUAUGAAUGAUAAGGCAAAUGAUUUGGUCCAGUUGGCCAUUAAUGUCACAGAGGAGUUGCUGCCUAUACAUCAGGAUGAGCUGUUGGCUCACACUGGCAAAGAAUUUGAGGACGUGUUCCCAAAUAUCCUCAGUCGAGCUACUCUAAUCCUCGAUCUGUUCUAUGGGUUCUCUCUGAUUGAGGUUGAUACCAGUGAGCACAUUUACCUCCUUGUCCAGCAACCAGAAUCAGAAGAAGAGCAAAUGAUGCUAGAGAGCCUGGGGAGACCCACUCAAGAAUAUUUGAUGCCAAUCCUGGGUUUGAUCUUCCUGAUGGGCAACCGUGUCAAAGAGGCCAGUGUCUGGAAUUUGCUUCGGAGAUUUGGUGUGGAUGUAGGGAGAAAGCAUGCCAUCACCUGCAAACUUAUGAGACAGCGCUACUUGGAAUGCAGGCCACUGUCCUAUUCUAAUCCAGUUGAAUAUGAGCUUCUGUGGGGUCCUCGAGCUCACCUUGAAACCACCAAAAUGAAAGCCUUGGAGUACAUGGCCAGGCUCUACAGAAAGCAACCACAGGACUGGCCAGAGCAAUAUAGGGAGGCUGUUGAAGAUGAGGAGGCCAGAGCCAGGUCUGAGGCAACUGCUAUGUUCUUCUUUGGCCCCAUGUGAAGUCUGGGGGAAGUAUGUCACUUCAGUUGGGUGGCAUCAAUUAAAGGGGCCCUGGGGAAAUGGGCACUGGGGCCCCAAAUCAGAAGCUGGGCAGGGUUGGGGUGAAAAGUACACAUUGUGAUUGCUAUUUGUGUUCUAUUUCUAAUAGUAUUUCCUUCCUUUUAAUAUACCCUUGAAUUAGAUUCAUGAUCAGUGUUUAUAAAUGAAAUUGCUCAUUUGCCAUUCCUGUCUUGUUUCAAUAUAAAAGUUCAUAUAGCUGCAUAAAGUGUAGUGGUAAUAUUUACAUCUUUCUAUGAUGUGGAAGAGAAUAUACAGUUGUUCUUUAACCGUUUGAAAUAAUCAGUAAAAUGGUCUGGUACAGGAGUUAAGUAACAACAGUAAUAACAUACCCACAACAAACACAAAAUCACUCAUCUGUUGAUGUUCUCCCAUCGUGUCUAUGGUUUUAUUAUUUUUUUAAUAUUGGCAUUUACCUGUAUUUGCUUUGUGAUUCCAGAGUGUAGUGAAAAAUAAAAGUAUAAUGAAUUAGG
Orcinus orca (killer whale) is the source of this 2323-nucleotide messenger RNA. It is a transcript of the gene MAGEE2, whose product is annotated as MAGE family member E2. The coding region runs from base 222 to 1793 and encodes 523 amino acids. Gene Ontology annotation, cellular component: nucleus. The transcript has a single exon. NCBI's taxonomy places the organism in Eukaryota, Metazoa, Chordata, Mammalia, Artiodactyla, Delphinidae. Gene Ontology annotation, biological process: negative regulation of transcription by RNA polymerase II. The record is from RefSeq and is a predicted model, not a curated record.